This is a messenger RNA of Thalassophryne amazonica, 866 nucleotides long. RefSeq names its product crystallin, beta A1a (gene cryba1a). The record is from RefSeq and is a predicted model, not a curated record. Gene Ontology annotation, biological process: lens development in camera-type eye; visual perception. Bases 97 to 687 code for a protein of 196 amino acids. The transcript is spliced from 6 exons. Lineage: Eukaryota; Metazoa; Chordata; Actinopteri; Batrachoidiformes; Batrachoididae. Gene Ontology annotation, molecular function: structural constituent of eye lens.
CCCACUUGCACUGGGGUCAGGGUGUUGUUUUCUUGGAACCCCCUGUGAGCACUCCAUAGUCAGUGAAGGUUAAUUCGCACUGAGGCACGUAGCAGGAUGGCUCUGAAUAAUCCCAACCCACUGGGACCAUGGAAGAUUACAGUCUAUGACCAGGAGAAUUUUCAGGGGAAGCGUCUGGAGUUCACCGCAUCCUGCCAGAACAUCAUGGAUUGUGGAGUGGACAACAUUCGCUCCCUGAAGGUGGAGUGCGGCGUCUGGGCAGGAUAUGAGCACUCCAGCUUCUGUGGACAGCAGUUUGUGUUGGAGAGAGGAGAGUAUCCUCAUUGGGAAUCAUGGAGUGGCAGCAACGCCUACCACAUUGAGAGGAUGAUGUCCUUCCGCCCCAUCUGUUCUGCAAACCACAAGGAGUCCAAGAUGGUGUUGUUUGCGAAGGAGAACUUCAUGGGGCGCCAGUGGGAGAUAAGUGAUGACUACCCGUCUCUGCAGGCCAUGGGCUGGGGCAACAAUGAAAUCGGCUCUAUGCAAGUGGAGAACGGCGCGUGGGUGUGCUACCAGUUCCCAGGUUACCGCGGUUACCAGUACAUCAUGGAGUGCGACCAUCAUGGCGGCGAGUACAAACACUACAGAGAGUGGGGCUCUCAUGCUCAGUCCUUCCAAGUGCAGUCGGUGCGUCGGAUUCAGCAGUGAACGCUGCAGCUUCCUCUCACAUCAUCUCACUCUUUACCUCCUUUAACUCCUUUUCAUCCCAUCACCUAAUCAUUUCAAGCUACAGCCAGCUCUGUCCGAGCUCAAACAGCUGAGGCCACCCCCCAAAGACGUUUACUUCACUUUCAUUUUGUUCUGCUGCUAAAAGAAAGUUUCUGACC